Molecule: messenger RNA, 1336 nt
Organism: Anastrepha ludens (Mexican fruit fly)
Lineage: Eukaryota; Metazoa; Arthropoda; Insecta; Diptera; Tephritidae
Exons: 2
Coding region: 468-905 (145 amino acids)
Source: RefSeq, a predicted model, not a curated record
UUAUACUCGAAUGGAAUGGAGAUGGCAGCACUAGUUGCUAAAUAAUAUUAAAUAAUAUGGCAAGAAUUGUUUUGGUUCGACGUUGAGUAUUGUAUAUUGAAUACGGUAAUGUUUGUUAACAUAUUCGGAUUCAUUCUUUUUUCGGAAGGUAUAGUGGUACUGUAAAAAUUAUAAGCAAACAAAUUCAUUCUCAGGCCGUACAUUAAUGCAAAUCGCGUAAAAUUUGUUAACUGUAAUGGUUAUUUAACUCUUGCUGGUAUGAUUAAUCCCAUGAAACUCUUAAUUGAAGGAGAUUACUGAUAUAUAUGUACAUAUGAAUACAUAUAUGGGUAAUAGACCGACUAUUAACAAAUAAAGAAAACUUUUGGUGCACAUACUAUUUGACAAUAUCGGUGGAAUUUCACAAUCGCAUUAAUAAUUCUUUAAAAGAUUGUAACAUAAAUUAAUCUUAUUAGAAGCAGUUAUAUAUGAGUUGUUGGCGUAGCAACGCACGCCGGGUACAGCUGGUUAUAUAUAAAAAUGGAUGUUUGUAUGUCCUCGGUGAACUCAUAAACUACUGGACCGAUUAUUAUAAAAAUUGGUAUAUACCUAUACGUAUUUUUCCACGGAGAAGGUUUGUAGAAUACGCUCAUUACUGCUCGCGACGCUCUCCGAUUGUGCUGCUCAAGAAAAAGGAUGGAAGCACCCGAUUUUAUGUAAAUUAUAGAAAGCUGAAGGAAGUCGCGAAAAAGAGCAGCUACCCAUUACCACGAAUAGAUGACACUCUCGAUACUUUAUCCGGCGCAAACUGGUUUUCCAUGCCUGAUUUAAAAAGUGGUUUCCGGCAGGUGAAAAACGAGGAUUGUGGUCGUGAGAAAACAACAUCCGGCCGCGAGAGAAAAGUUCGUUGUCGAUCCAGUUGCUAGCUCAUACGGAAUAGGUGGAGGGCUGUCACAGAUCAUCAGUGGGCAAGAAAAAGGUCGAGCAUCGCAAAGGGGAAAAACAUGGAAAUGCUGAUGCACUAUCUCAGCGACCUUGUGCUAUAGAGUGUAAGCACUAUUCCAAAGUCGAGAGAUCUGAAGGGAUAGUUGAUAUCAGACUAAUGCAGUUGCAACCCGAUGAUGAGUGGGAACCCAGCGCAAUCAGAAGAAGUCAAUUGAAUGAUGCUGACCUGGGUAAGAUCAUGAAAGCAAAAGAGGCUAUAGAGCGACCAUCAAAACAUGAAAUGGCGAAAGAAAGUCCUGUGCCUGAAGCGUAUUGGGUACAGUAGACUCUCCUUCUUCUUAUUUGGCGCGAUAAGCGCUUACGCUAUAUUUUGCCGAUUUUAAUAAAGCGCGACAGUCGUUUCUUUCUCGUU